AUGAGUGGCCUUUGCCUUGUGCUUCUUCUCUCCAUCUUUGCAGUUUCACAAAGCUCGGGCGAAUGUAGCGACGUCUCCUUCUCAUCCGUCGCAUCGAAAUUAGACGGUCUAAAGAGAGUGACACGUUUGUCGGUCAGUGGACAUAUUUCUGCAUAUCACGUCAAGGUGUCCAUCUCGGAUGACGACUUUCAAUUGGUUCGACUCUCGAAUGGAAAUCCACUGGUCCUCUAUUCAACGUUAUCAAAUACACCAUCGUGGACACAUGUUGACUUUUUAGCCACUGAAGUUCGCAUAUUUCCGGCGUUUGAACAAGCGACAGAAGAUGUCAGGGGACCUUUGUUGAUUCUCACGAUAUGUGAUUAUGACACUCCGAUCACGGCAUUUGAUGACUCUUCAUACACCGUAGAAGCUCAUCACGCAGGCCUUGUCUCAAUGUAUGAGAAUGAUCUUUGCGUUGUCUUUCGAACCUAUAGAUCAGGAGUAUUCUUCUUCUCAAUGGCUGAUCAAGGAGAUGUACUAAUUGCACAGAUCAUCCAUGGAACUGUUCAUGUUAUAUUUGAUUUUGGAUCUCUUACACCAUCUAGAAUAAGUGCUGGUAAAGCAUUGGAUGAUGGAAGGUGGCAUGAGAUGAGAUGGCUUCAUCAAUUCGACUCUGUGCAACUGUCAAUUGACGGUGUCCUCCUUAACCAGACGGCUCCAACGGGUCUUUAUCGAAAAUUGGACUUGCAUAGUGUGGUACAUAUUGGAGGACGACCAAAUGAUGACUUCUCGCAAGGGAUUGAGACUACAUUUACUGGAUGUAUUGCAAGAUUACAACUGAACAAUGCUGAUCUUCUCCAAUUGUCUCCAAAUGAAGUUCACAAUCAAUGUCAAAUGCCAAAACCUCCAUCAUUCACUCUCCAUAAUUCUUCCCGUGCAGUUCUCCCAUUCACUUUCCUUCCGUUUUCAUUCGAGUUCCGGAUAGUUCCAAUCAAUGGUCCACUUGUAACACUUUUUGAUGCUGAAAAUGGAACUUUGGUGGAUGUAGUGAUUGAUGAAGAGAGCAAACUACAUCUUGUCAGUAAUAUUACAAAGUUCAAGCAAGCUGCAAAUCCAGCAAUCGACGUGGCUGAUGGUGCUUGGCACAGUUUCUCUCUUCGAAUACGAGGAGUUCGAAUGGAAAUCGACAUAGAUGGAUAUACAGUUCUUUGGUUGGAAGGACAUGAAGUUCGGAGAGUCUCUCAAAGAUUAUCCAACUUCAUUUUGUCUGCAAGUGGAUGUUAUCGAAGUGUGACGAUAGAUUUGACAAGUGUUCGAGUUGAUGGAAACGUGACAAGAGGAGAAUGCACUUUUCAAGAGAAAUGUCUACCAAAUCCGUGUGAAAAUGGUGGAGGAUGUGUACAGUCGGCGUUAGAUGACUAUGUAUGCAAUUGUAAAGAAGGAUACAAAGGGAAGAAUUGUCAUACAACUGAUCUACCACACUCUUGUGAAGAAUGGGUAUUCACCAAAGGAAACAAGCAAAAAGCGGUUCAAGGACGUAAAGUGCUUAUUGAUAUUGAUGGAGGUGGUGAAAUGCAGCCGAUAAAUGUGACUUGUAAAACGGAAAGAGAUGAGAUCGGAAUUGACGGAGUCAGUACGAUCCUUGAACAUGACCUUCUUCGACCAAUGAUUGUGACUGGAGAUAAUAAGCCCGGAGCAGUUCGGUACUCACUUACAUAUGGAAUAAGCACUGAACAAAUGGAUAGAUUAGUUGAAGGAUUUGAGGCUUGCAGUCAAUUCAUGAGAUACACUUGUCGUGGUGGUGCAAGAUUGAUGACUCAAGGAGACGAGAGAAGUCCAUCUUCAUGGUAUUCAACGAGAAGUGAUAAACAUGGAUUACAAUGGGGUGAAGCUCCACCGUACUCGAGAAUGUGCUCAUGUGCAAUUAAUGGAAGUUGCCUUCAUAAUAGAAUGUGUAACUGUGAUAGUGGUGAAGAUUCAACUGAUGAAGGAGUCAAUCCAUAUUCUCAACUUCUUCCUGUCACUGGUCUGUUCCUUGGUGGAACUACAAAAUCAUCAUCAAUAGAAGUAGAAAUUGGACCUUUAAAGUGCAGAAAUCGAGCCACAUUUGAUCCAGUAACAUUUUCAAACCGGAAUGCUAAACUCAGUGGAGCUCAAACGUUUAACCAAAGAACUUUUGAUGUAUCACUUCAUGUCAAGUUUUCCCAUUCACAAAUGUCAAUUCUCUCGUGGCAUUCGACGGAUGAUCUACACUGGUUCCAUUUGUAUGUGAACGAUGGAAAAAUUGUGGGAGAAGUUGUAAAUGGAGGAGAGAGUCAACAAAUUGUCUCCGAGCAUAGAUAUGAUGAUGGAAAAUUCCACGCAAUAUAUUGGGAAGCUGAUUCAACCGGAAUGUUUCUUAAAGUCGAUGGACAACGGAAAUCCGUCAAAACCUCAUUUAUUCUUCCAACAGUUUACAUGUGGAUUGUUGGAUCACGAACUGAAAAAGGAUCGACUGGAUUUGCUGGAGUCAUUCGAAAUGUGCAUCUUUGUGGUGUCGAGUUAGCAUUAGGACAGUAUGCGAGGAAAGAAACUGAACGAGGAGUCGCAAUCGGUGACGAUGGAUACUGUAGACCGGAUCUCUGUCAGAAUGGAGGUCAAUGUGUUGACAAGUACGAUGGAUACGUGUGCGACUGUAGUAUGACACCAUUCGGUGGAAGUGAUUGUACAAAAGAAUAUGGAAUGAUGGUACCUGCUGGAUCGUCUAUCCAGAUUCCAUGGCAGAAUCCAGCUCAUCAAGCUAUGUGCCAUCGGAUUGCAAUUCAGACGACUUCUAGGAAUACAACGAUUCUGAGGUCAAAAGCAUUAUUUGCGGACUCAACGUUCAAUAUGACUGUUGAUGAUAAUGGAAACCUACAAAUGAUGGCUUACGAUGGAUUCUUUUUCCAUUUCAAGAGACAAUCAAAACGACAUAAUCUGAGUGAUGAUAUAAUGCAUGACAUCUCAUUUUGUGCUUCGAAACAUCAUUUCAAUGUAUCAGUUGAUGGGAUGCAAGUGAUUACGAUUGAAGGAAAUUGGACAUUUUUCGAAAGUUUCAAUGUUUGGCAUUUCCUUGAUGAAAAUUUCGAAGGUUGUGUGUCUCGAAUUCAGACCGGAUCCGCAUUCCCGUUAAAGAAUCCAAAAACUGCAAGACUAAACUAUUCGGGGAAAAUUCGAUUUGGAACAUGCCCAAUAGAAGCUGUAUCUCGUCAACAAAUGUACGAUUUCAACCCGCAACCAGACCUAAUCUCCUCCACAAUAAAAACAUCGACGGAGGAUAUCAAAAUAUUUUCCGUUUCCCAAAAUAAACAAGAUCUAGUGUCAAAAGCAAUAAUUGGAGGUGGUAUCUUGGCACUUUCUCUAUUCAUACUGUGUAUGAGUUCAUUGAUUUGUUACAUGAGGUCUCGACCAGAAGGUGUCUAUAAAACUAAUGAGACAGGUGAAAACUGUUCUCCAAGUCGAAGUGAAGAGCCUUUAGUACAUAAUACAACUAGCAAUAAUAAUAAUAAUCCAACAUAUGCUUCCAACAAAGAGUAUUUCUGCUGAAAUUUCUGAAACUUGCCACUUAAAUUUUUCGUUCGGGUCUUGAUUCUCACUUUUUCCAUAACUUCUCUUCAGUUUUUUACAAAUUGUCUUUCGUCUGAUGAUUCUUGAAACGGGUUAUUUUUAUCUGUUGAAUAAAUGAUUUGAAUUUU
Messenger RNA from Caenorhabditis elegans, 3692 nucleotides. It is a transcript of the gene nlr-1, whose product is annotated as Neurexin like receptor 1. The transcript has 16 exons. Gene Ontology annotation, cellular component: plasma membrane; gap junction. The record is from RefSeq and is marked reviewed. Lineage: Eukaryota; Metazoa; Nematoda; Chromadorea; Rhabditida; Rhabditidae. Gene Ontology annotation, biological process: transmembrane transport. Gene Ontology annotation, molecular function: calcium ion binding. Bases 1 to 3543 code for a protein of 1180 amino acids.